AUGAAUACCACAGUCACCAUGGAAAAACCGUGGCCGCAAGUUCAUCCAGCUACAUCGUUGAAAGAAACUUGUAAAUAUGUUACCAAGAAUUCUCAGCUUGGAGAUGGGCAGUUCAGUGUCGUCAAGGAGUGUAUGAACGUUCAAACGCGUGAUAGAUAUGCGAUGAAACUGGUACAUAAGAAUACGAUAAAGGGGAAGUUAUGGUUAAUCCAGCGCGAAGUAACUCUGCUCAAAAAGGUGAGUAAUAGGAUACGUCAACUAGAACAUGCACACUCUACAACCCGUGAUACUUUUGAAGGGCAUCAUCAUGUUUUGCAGCUUUUUGAUUUCUUCGAGACUCCAAAGAAUAUAGUGCUCGUCACCCAACUCUGUUCCAGUGGAGACUUAUACGAUAAGGUUAUCCAAGCAGGGUCCUUAGAUGUUGCCAGUCAAGUCAAACCUUAUACAGCAUGCCUGCUAAGUGCUCUUGAUUUCCUCCACGAAAAUGGUGUGGUGCACAGGGAUAUCAAAUCCGAAAAUGUGCUUUUUCGUUUGCGGGUGCGUGGUGACGAAGUGAAGCCAGCAAAAUUUGCAAAUUACGAUCACACUGCGCACGACCUCAUUUUGGCAGAUUUUGGUCUGGCGACUGAGCUUACCGCCCGUGACGAUGAAUUACGAGAAUACGUUGGCACCUUGUCGUAUAUUGCACCCGAAAUCGUUCGCUGUAAAGGUAUCGAAAAGCUGCCGCCUUCGGAGGGUAGAUGCGUCCCUCCUUACGGAACCUCUGUCGACAUAUGGGCGCUAGGGGUGCUAAGCUACUUUAUGAUGACGGGCUAUAUGCCUUUUGAUUGUGAAACCGACGACGAAACUCGCAAGUGUAUUAAGGAUGGGGACUACUAUAUCGAUGAAGAAUUGCACAGCGACCCCAAACCAGAAGUCCAACACUUCUGGAAUUUCAUUCUAUCAUGUUUCACUGUUGAUUCUUCCAAGAGGCCUCUUGCUAAAGAUUUGAAAAGUCAUCCGUUUGUCAGAGAAUACUUUCACCGCACCGGCAAUCAGGAGUCAUUUCCAGGUGAUAUGCAGAUGAAGAGAAGUAGAUCAUCAUCUUCUAUUCACUCGAUAGGGCCACCAUCAAGAUCGACCAGCUCAUCUUCGAUAAUAUCGUUAGGGCGGGUGGAUAGCCGGCCUGUUUCCAGAGUGAACUCUAGAGAGCGGAAUUUGAACAAAAUAAGAGAGACAUUGAAGAAGACUUUGUCAAUGACAUCUAUUUCGAGGUCCACGGACUUCAAUUCUCACAGCUCUGAAAACAAGGUAUUUUCUACAUUCAAAUUGGAUCCACAGCCACCUACUAAUUGCCUGAUGAACGGAUGCUUCAGUUUGACGCCAGAAAGCAGAUCAAAUUUUAACACCUCGCCUGCAUUGUCAAGAAACAACUCUACGAACGAUGUCAGACUUAUCACACCGACAGAUGAAGGUGUAGCCGAUUUAACUAGACAAACGACUGUUUCCAAUCCAUGUAGCAGUCAAAGUAUUCCUCUGCAUACGACAACUGCACCAAAACUUGUAACGACACCAAAAAUGAAGCAUCAUGCAACAUUUGAUAUAAUGAUGGGAGAAGAUGAAGAUGAUGAAGACGAAGUAAUUUAA
This is a messenger RNA of Lachancea fermentati, 1626 nucleotides long. The record is from the annotation of a GenBank genome assembly. NCBI's taxonomy places the organism in Eukaryota, Fungi, Ascomycota, Saccharomycetes, Saccharomycetales, Saccharomycetaceae.